Molecule: messenger RNA, 1658 nt
Organism: Tachyglossus aculeatus (Australian echidna)
Lineage: Eukaryota; Metazoa; Chordata; Mammalia; Monotremata; Tachyglossidae
Gene: CDK6
Product: cyclin dependent kinase 6
Exons: 7
Coding region: 1-1098 (365 amino acids)
Biological process (GO): signal transduction; regulation of gene expression; protein phosphorylation
Cellular component (GO): cytoplasm; nucleus; cyclin-dependent protein kinase holoenzyme complex
Molecular function (GO): ATP binding; cyclin-dependent protein serine/threonine kinase activity; cyclin binding
Source: RefSeq, a predicted model, not a curated record
AUGGAGCCGGAGGGCGCGGGCCCGGGCGCGGGCGCGGGGGGCGUCCCCCCCGCCCCGGCCCCGCCGCCGCCUCUGCCGCCUUUGCCGCCGCCUUUGCCGCCGCCUUUGCCGCCGCCUUUGCCGCCUCCGGCCCCUCCGCGGGCGGAGCAGCAGUACGAGUGCGUGGCGGAGAUCGGCGAGGGCGCCUACGGGAAGGUGUUCAAGGCCCGCGACCUGAAGAACGGCGGCCGCUUCGUGGCGCUGAAGCGCGUGCGGGUGCAGACGGGCGAGGAGGGCAUGCCGCUCUCCACCAUCCGCGAGGUGGCGGUGCUGCGGCACCUGGAGACCUUCGAGCACCCCAACGUCGUCAGGCUGUUUGACGUAUGCACGGUCUCGCGCACAGACAGAGAAACCAAGCUAACACUAGUGUUUGAACACGUGGAUCAAGAUUUGACGACCUAUUUGGACAAGGUGCCAGAGCCCGGAGUGCCCAAUGAGACCAUCAAGGACAUGAUGUUUCAACUGCUCCGAGGGCUGGAUUUCCUCCAUUCACACCGAGUGGUGCACCGGGACCUGAAACCACAAAACAUCCUCGUGACCAGCAGUGGACAGAUCAAACUGGCUGACUUUGGCCUCGCAAGAAUCUACAGUUUCCAGAUGGCUCUCACCUCAGUGGUGGUCACGCUGUGGUACAGAGCCCCCGAAGUGCUGCUUCAGUCCAGCUAUGCAACCCCGGUGGACCUCUGGAGCGUCGGCUGCAUAUUUGCCGAAAUGUUCCGUCGAAAGCCUCUGUUUCGUGGAAGUUCAGACGUGGACCAACUAGGAAAAAUCUUAGAGGUGAUUGGCCUCCCGGGGGAUGAAGAUUGGCCAAGCGACGUCGCCCUGCCCAGGCAGGCUUUCCAUGCCAAGCCCCCUCAGCCCAUCGAGAAGUUUGUCACGGACAUAGACGAGCUGGGCAAGGAUUUACUUCUGAAGUGCUUGGCUUUCAACCCAGCCAAAAGAAUCUCUGCCUACAGUGCCCUGUCUCACCCCUACUUCCACGACCUGGAGAAAGGCAAGGAGACCCUGGACUCUCGUAUCUGCCCGGGCCAGACCACCGCGGAGGUCAACAGCGCCUGAGCCCGCAGAGGCGGCGGGAAGCUGGACUUGGAAAUGAACCACAGGUGUUGCUGACAGGCCGCUCUGCUGGGAGCCGGCCCCGGAGUUGCGGCCCGCCUCAUCCGGGAAGCCCCCGCUCGGCGGACUGUCGGGAAAUCAAUGCAAACCCCCCAACCCCCAGCCCCCCAGUGCCGUGGCCCUUCAUUCUGUUCUCGUUGGUGUGUCUGUCUGUUGGGGUGCACGUUCUUGAGCUCAUGCGUUCGUACGCUGGAGAUACCUGGAGGAAUUCCAGACAAAGAGAAGCUGCUGACCAGUUUUGCUGCCAUUUUAUUCAUCUAACCUUGAAUGCUGCCCGGGUGAAGUCGGAUCAGCCAGUCACUGCCGAAAUACGAUGCAAUCUCUCUAUAGCUGCUGAAGCCUGAUCUGGUACUCUAUGGGCGCACGCGUGUGCAAACGUAUGUGAGUGUGUGUGUGUGUGUGUGUGAGUGAGUGCUUGCGUGGAAGUGGGUGCCUGUGUGUGGAUGGGUAGGGGUGAUUCUGUAAUCUCUCAAAGUAUUAUUUUAAAAACCAAACGGAAACAA